CUUUAAGAAAAAGCAGAAAUCAUUUCUGACGGCACUGACUAUAAUAACAAAACUUAGCUGACUUCCUGCCCUGCAAAUUAUGGCACUACCGUUCCGGAAGGACCUAGAAAAGUACAGAGACCUUGAUGAAGAUGAGCUCCUUGGCAGUCUGUCAGAAGUAGAACUGAAGCAGCUGGAGACUGUACUUGAUGAUCUUGACCCUGAGAAUGCCCUCCUGCCUGCAGGGUUCCGACAGAAGAACCAGACGGCGAAGUCCGCCACAGGGCCGUUUGACAGAGAACACCUCCUUUCAUAUCUGGAGAAAGAAGCAUUGGAACAUAAGGACAGGGAAGACUAUGUGCCCUAUACCGGAGAGAAAAAGGGGAAAAUAUUUAUCCCUAAACAGAAACCUGCCCAGACUUUUACAGAAGAAAAAAUAUCUCUUGAUCCAGAAUUAGAAGAAGCUUUGACAAGUGCUUCUGAUACAGAAUUGUGUGAUCUUGCAGCUAUUCUUGGGAUGCACAAUUUGAUAACAAACACACAGUUCUGUAAUGUAGUGGGAAGUAGUAAUGGUGUCGACCAAGAUCAUUUUUCAAAUGUGGUAAAAGGGGAAAAAAUUCUUCCAGUGUUUGAUGAACCACCAAAUCCCACCAAUGUUGAAGAGAGUUUAAAGAGAAUUAAAGAAAAUGAUGCUCGUCUUGUUGAAGUUAAUUUGAAUAAUAUAAAGAAUAUCCCAAUUCCCACCCUAAAAGAUUUUGCCAAGGCUUUGGAAACCAACACCCAUGUGAAACAUUUCAGCCUUGCAGCCACCCGGAGCAAUGACCCUGUUGCUGUUGCUUUUGCAGAAAUGUUGAAAGUGAACAAAUCUUUAAAGAGUCUAAAUGUGGAGUCCAACUUUAUAACAGGAGCUGGGAUUCUAGCUCUGCUCGAUGCUUUAAGAGAUAAUGAAACCCUGUCCGAGCUCAAGAUUGACAACCAGAGACAGCAGUUGGGGACAGCUGUCGAAUUGGAAAUGGCCAAGAUGCUUGAGGAAAACACCAAUAUCCUUAAAUUUGGAUAUCAGUUUACACAGCAGGGACCCCGGACCAGGGCAGCUAAUGCUAUAACAAAAAACAAUGACUUAGUUCGCAAGAGACGAGUUGAAGGAGACCACCAGUAA
Chrysochloris asiatica (Cape golden mole) is the source of this 1138-nucleotide messenger RNA. RefSeq names its product tropomodulin 3 (ubiquitous) (gene TMOD3). Gene Ontology annotation, molecular function: tropomyosin binding. Gene Ontology annotation, cellular component: myofibril; striated muscle thin filament. Lineage: Eukaryota; Metazoa; Chordata; Mammalia; Afrosoricida; Chrysochloridae. The transcript has 9 exons. The coding region runs from base 80 to 1138 and encodes 352 amino acids. The record is from RefSeq and is a predicted model, not a curated record. Gene Ontology annotation, biological process: pointed-end actin filament capping; myofibril assembly; muscle contraction.